Arabidopsis arenosa is the source of this 786-nucleotide messenger RNA. The record is from the annotation of a GenBank genome assembly. Lineage: Eukaryota; Viridiplantae; Streptophyta; Magnoliopsida; Brassicales; Brassicaceae.
AAGCCCAGCUUUCUUUCUGUUGUUUUCUCGAUUUUACAUGUUUUUGUGAAAUCUUGAGAGCUAAUUUGAGCAGAGAUGGAUUCUGGUUAUAAACCUGCCGAAGAUUACGUAGUCAGUGGCGCAGAGCAGCUAGAUGACGCUGGUAUAACGCGUUCUGAUGAGCUUUGGCUUAUCCAAGCCCCUUUAGGCCGAUUUCCAGAAAUCGAAGAGGACACUCUUAAGGUUGAGCUAGAUAAAGAUGGGUUAUUUGGAGGAUUCGAGGAUUCAGAUGGUGGAAAGUAUGAUCUUGCUAGCUUUACUUGUCAAGAUGUUGAUGCAGAGUUGAUUAUACCUUCUGAAGAAUCAAUGAUUGCUGGGAAGAUUACUCGGCGAGUUGCAAUAGUUCGUUACCCUGAGCCAAACGAGCUGCUUCAGAAAAUGAAGGCCAGAACACAACAGAAGCUUGUUGGAUCAGUCACGAAUUCCUCUAAGAAAUCAUCUAACCUAACUCAAAGCAGCCGGCAUAAAAGCGGUUCACGUAGCAGCAAAUCGAAGAGCAUGUUCUCUAGCUUCACCGAGACUCCAAAGUCGCCAAAAAGAAAACAUUCAGAGUCCUCCUCAGGAAAACAUCGGAGCUCAACAAGUACCGUUUCAGGCUCUUCAGAACGAUCGGGAAAGAUUAAGAAGAAGAAGGUGAAGAAGGAAGAGUAAAGAUCUUUGUGCCUGUAUUUUUUUUUGUAAGAGAGUGUUUGUGGCUGUUAAGAUGUUAAAUUUCGAUUAUGCAGAUGAUAAACAGCCAGUAUUGUA